Messenger RNA from Anopheles cruzii, 769 nucleotides. RefSeq lists its product as uncharacterized. The coding region runs from base 263 to 598 and encodes 111 amino acids. NCBI's taxonomy places the organism in Eukaryota, Metazoa, Arthropoda, Insecta, Diptera, Culicidae. The transcript has 3 exons. The record is from RefSeq and is a predicted model, not a curated record.
CAUUCGCCAUCUCGACGCCAUUCACCAUCUCGACGGUCCCCCUCUCCGCGCGACGGUCGACGGAGACGCCACUCCCCUUCACGGCGAUCUCCUUCGUCGCGCCGCUCACCUUUCCGUCGAUCACCAGCACGAGGAGACUAUAUACGAUCGAGUAGAGAGUGGAAAAACCGUCGCAGAAACUCUCCACCGCGCGACCUCCACCACGGAACCUACGAUCCGAAUCCCUACCGAUACGAGCGCAAAGAAUCGGAAGUGGCAGAAAAUGAACGCCCAGACGGACGAGCCAGGAUCGAGCCCACAGCGGCAACGGCUUGUCCUCCAACUGAUCAGUUACCACCGGCUACCGAUGCGACGGCUAGUGGACAAACAACCGGAACGAGCGAUCAUCCUACUCCCGACCAUGGGGAAGCUACCAGGUUGGCCGAAAAUGCAGCGAUGCCCGGGAAACGCGGAUCUUUCGAUAUUUCGCCGCAACACCCGACCGUUUACACCGAACCGCACGGCGAACUCAUCAGUCAGCUCAUUAUGGCAGUGCAGGAUACGUCGCAAUGUACGUUGGCUUACACCAAGCAGCGUGGCGAACUCAUCAAUCGGCUAAUUAUGGCUGAAGCAAUGAAAAUGAUUUCGAACCCUGCCAGCGUUACGGAAGUCACUUCCUGUUCGGAGUUACCGAAUGUUGUGAAAGUUGCACCAAUCGCGGCGGCGAAGCCAGACAAUUCUUCCACCUUGAAGCCUAUUGAUACUGAGCUAUCCACAAAGCCGGACACGG